AUGAUAAGAUAAUUCGCUUGAAUAAUGGGUUUGUAGAGUUCAAUGGUUUGAGCUUUAGUGACAAUUCAAGCUGGACCAAAACUAAGAAGUUUAAAUUGGGAGUGAAAGUUUUGGAUGAGGAAAUCUUAACUCGUUUUCCAAGAAUUGACGAAGCUGUCUCCGAACCCCUUAGAGUGAUGGAUCAGCGUGGUGAAGGGUACAAGAAACACCACCCCCCAAGUGGGGAAGAUGAAAUAUACCGAUUGGAUGGAAUUGCCCAAGGUGGUGCAUAUCACCAACGCUUGUCCUCCAACGGAAUAAAUAAUGUGGGUGAUUUUUUGAAGACUUAUAAACAAAAGGGUUCUACUUAUCUAAAACAGGUACUUGGUGGGAAAGUCCCUCAAAAGAUAUGGACAAAGAUGAUUAGUAAUGCUUUAGAAUGUGAUUCAGUGGAAAAUGAAGCUAAUUUAAACACCUGGGAAGAUGUGGAACUUCAUUGUCAAGACUUUCCAUCCUUCAAUCCAACUCCUACGCAACGCUUGGGGGAUAACUAUGAAGCAAUGGGAGCUGGCAAAGGUUUGAAAGGGAAGGGGGAGCCAGACAAGCAUUAUUUCAUUUUCGAUGAUGAUUAUCCACCAUUGUUGCCACAUGGAGAGGCUUCAACCUCAUACAACCAUAACUAUAAUGGGCGACCUUGCAAUGGGUUGGUGCCUAGACCCAAACAAAGUAUUAUUACUCCAACAUUCAACAGUAAAUUUAGAGAGGAAGAGAGAAAAAACAGUGAUAAAAGCUAAAUAUUCACACGAUUUUGGCGAGAAACAUAGAGUACUGAGAAGCUUUCGGCAUUGUUUUUGUUGUGUUUGAUUUGAGUUUUAGACAUUUAUGGCCGAGUGAGUUGACCUACGUUCAGGGUUAAGGACUAUUUUGUUUUAGAAUAAUGUUGAGUGUGAUAGAAACAUAUUUACUUCUUGUUUUGAUGCUUAAAAUUUUGAGAUCAAUGUUGUGGGGUUCCAAAAAUAAUAGUUAAAGUUAUUGA
This is a messenger RNA of Cucumis melo (muskmelon), 1015 nucleotides long. RefSeq lists its product as uncharacterized. Gene Ontology annotation, cellular component: nucleus. The record is from RefSeq and is a predicted model, not a curated record. The transcript is spliced from 5 exons. Bases 177 to 773 code for a protein of 198 amino acids. Gene Ontology annotation, biological process: regulation of salicylic acid biosynthetic process. Gene Ontology annotation, molecular function: calmodulin binding; sequence-specific DNA binding; DNA-binding transcription factor activity. NCBI's taxonomy places the organism in Eukaryota, Viridiplantae, Streptophyta, Magnoliopsida, Cucurbitales, Cucurbitaceae.